Molecule: messenger RNA, 1069 nt
Organism: Drosophila ananassae
Lineage: Eukaryota; Metazoa; Arthropoda; Insecta; Diptera; Drosophilidae
Product: B-cell linker protein
Exons: 2
Coding region: 154-777 (207 amino acids)
Biological process (GO): cell surface receptor protein tyrosine kinase signaling pathway; intracellular signal transduction
Source: RefSeq, a predicted model, not a curated record
GGGGACUGGGUGGCAGCUAGUUGGGGGUUUCGGUUUCAGUCUGCUGGGGAACGCGAAUGCGAAAGAUGUGCGCCGGGAGCGACGAUCCCACCGAUCCGUAUAAUCCAAGGGGAUACCACUGGAGAUAAAUCGCUUCGAUUGCUAGGCGCUGGCAUGUGCUGUUGGUGUGCUCGUGUCUACUGGACAGUUGUCCACAAUCUUCUGGCCCGAUUGUUAGAUGGCCUUAUCGAUUUGAGCAAAUGCCGUUGCCGCCUGAAAGCCCCCUUCUUGUGCGGCUGCUGUGCGGGCUAUCAGCGGCAGUCUAGCGGCGAAGACGAUGACGUCGCGGCCACCGAACGGGUUUCCAGCACCGAUGACGAUCCGCAGCCCCACCAGCCCCACCACGAUUACGUCAUUGUGGACGAUGCCGAUGCCAACUAUGUGGAGAUUGAGGAGCGGAAUGUAGAAACGGAGCAGUACUAUUUCACUGUGGAUCGAAACACGGCGGAGCGGAUGCUCAAUGGGCGGGAGGAUGGCUCCUGCCUGGUCCGCCCCUUCAGGGCCCCCGACGAGUGCAUCCGGUAUAUAGUCAGCAUCUGGUCGGCAGAUCAGUUCUUUCACCUUUUCGUGCGACAACUCGAUAGAAGACAACGCUAUGCCAUUGGCCAGAAGAAGCCACGAGAGCGCUACUUCAGUUCCCCGUCGGAGAUCAUUGAAUUCUACUCCGAACACCCGCUCUUGUGCACCAACAAAAUACGGACCCAGUGCGUCCAGUUACGGCCUAUUAGUUACGCUUAGAUACGGGGUAGAUAUUUAUUGGGUAAGUGACAAGGGGAGUCAGGGGAGUAUGUACAAAUAGUAUUAGCUUAAAGACGAUCCUCAAGUGGCCACCACCGCCUUGAAGGCACACUGGUUGUUCUGCAUCAGGGCGGGCCACAGGAAGGCUUUGAUCAGGUCCGAUCGCCGGUCCGCCUGCGGAUGUCGUUCAUGUUUUUCCGGCCGGAGGAAGCCUGAUUCGGUAUAAGAAAAUUUAUCAAUUAAGAUUUUUUCACCAAACAAUAAAGAUAAACCAAAUCUUACCCAGAUUAAA